This is a messenger RNA of Cimex lectularius (bed bug), 493 nucleotides long. RefSeq lists its product as uncharacterized. NCBI's taxonomy places the organism in Eukaryota, Metazoa, Arthropoda, Insecta, Hemiptera, Cimicidae. The transcript is spliced from 3 exons. Bases 105 to 425 code for a protein of 106 amino acids. The record is from RefSeq and is a predicted model, not a curated record.
ACAUCACCUGAUUUUUAAAAUUUUAAUUACUCAUGCAAAAAGUAAAUCCGUUUAAAAACGAAGAUAUUUCAAAGAAAACCUUUUGUUUUAUAAUUUUAUAAGCAAUGGCCUCAGCAACAAAUAUACAUUCUGGAGACCCAGAGACCAAUGAAACGCCAGAAGAACUGAAAGAGAGGCUAAAAAAAGAACAAGAAGAAUUAGAACUUCAAAAGCGUAUGAAAAACCUCAGGCGAAGAAUGGAACGAGCAAAGAGAGAGUACGACGCUCUGGACGCAAGGGUGUCCAAAAUGAAGAGAAAUUUUAGAAGACCCAUUCCAAAGCCGAAGGUAUCUCCUUACAGACCGUUGGAUCCGCCGCCCCCGGAAAUCAGAAGGAAGAAAGUAGUGGUACUCAAAUCACCGAGUGAAGAACAAGAACAAAAUUAAAAAGGGCCGAGUAUUUUUGUGUACAUACGGCAAUAAAAUAAUUUUUAUUGGAUUUUAUAAAAGGUUGA